GAAUGAAAAACACUACCAAGUCUCACCUCUUCAUGUGUUGUUUCCAUACCUCUGUGUAAACCCAAGAAAGGCAUCACCAUUGAACAACAAGAACACCCAGUUGGCCGCCACAAUAGUUCAACAACACGUUUACAUUGCCCUCAUUUCAAUCCCUUUAUUCAACUUUUCCCCACGUUGAUUGCAAUCAAUCCAUUUCUCAUCUGGGUCAAUCGCAAUUUUGCUCAUUCAGUACUGGGCCCUUGAGCUUUCAUCUGAUCCGGGUCUGCUUCAAAAUCACAAAUUUCCAAUCCCCGGGUGGUUUUUCAGCCAAUAAUCUGAUUCAGGAAAGCAUGGUUUCUCUGGCGAAUUCAGUGUUGUUUCCUGUGACUACAUCCAAUGGCAUUUCUCGGCCGGUUAGAUUACCAAAGGCGGUCAAUUUUUGUGGUUAUAAGCACAAGAGAGAGCCCAAAAACAUUGUCUGUGCUUGUAUGGCGCCUCCCCAGAAUUUGAGGAGUGAUGAAUCCUUUGCUGCUAAAUUCGAGGAUUCAUUUAAAUCAGAGGAUUUAACCACAGUAAGAGAGCCUGAGGAGGAUGACUCUGAUGUUCUGAUUGAGUGUAGAGAUGUCUACAAGUCAUUUGGUGAGAAGCAUAUAUUGAGAGGUUUAAGCUUCAAGAUUAGACAUGGCGAAGCAGUUGGAAUAAUUGGUCCUUCUGGCACUGGGAAAUCUACAAUUUUAAAAAUAAUGGCAGGGCUUCUUGCGCCUGACAAGGGAGAGGUAUACAUCCGAGGUCGAAAGAGAACUGGUUUGAUCAGCGACGAUGACUUAUCUGGUCUUCGAAUCGGAUUGGUCUUUCAGAGUGCUGCCCUUUUUGAUUCGUUGACUGUUCGUGAAAAUGUUGGUUUCCUUCUGUAUGAAAAUUCAAGCAUGCCCGAGGAACAAAUUUUGAAACUCGUGACUGCUAGCUUGGCUUCUGUUGGGUUAAAGGGAGUUGAGGAUCGAUUGCCUUCGGAGCUGUCUGGUGGAAUGAAGAAAAGAGUUGCAUUGGCUCGAUCUAUAAUUUGUGAUACAACAAAGGAAGCCAUAGAGCCAGAGGUGCUCUUGUAUGAUGAACCCACAGCUGGACUUGAUCCGAUUGCAUCUACCGUUGUAGAAGACCUCAUCCGCUCUGUCCAUACAGAAGGGCAGGCCACAUCAGUGAAGCCUGGGCAGAUUGCAUCUUAUGUUGUUGUAACUCACCAACACAGCACCAUCAAACGAGCCGUGGACAGGUUAUUGUUUAUGCAUGAGGGCAAGAUAGUAUGGCAAGGAAUGACUGACGAAUUCACAACUUCAACAAAUCCAAUCGUUCAACAGUUUGCAUCUGGGAGCUUGGAUGGACCAAUUAAAUACUAGAAGUUGUUGCUAAUGAUAAAAAGGGUCGUAUACAUAAACAACACAUGGUGAUUUGCUUGCUGCGUUCUAGUGAAGAGGACGUGAAUCUAUGCUAGAACUGGGUCAGCUGGUGCCUACACAUUCAGGCUCUCUGUGCCUCAUUUCUUAUAUAUUACAGCAUGGCAGUGCAUCGGAGCUGAUACAUACAAAUUUUAGUCACUAAAAGAAAUCAUGUUCGAUCUGAGUUUUUAGAGAGCCAUCAUCUUCUAUAUCACAUGGCGAGUUGAGGUCACAGUUUACUUCUUUUUACUACUAUUAACUUCUUCAGUGUUUGUACUUGCUAGUUUUAGUGUCUAAUUUAUUUAUGUGCC
Messenger RNA from Argentina anserina (silverweed cinquefoil), 1723 nucleotides. Its product is annotated as protein TRIGALACTOSYLDIACYLGLYCEROL 3, chloroplastic. The record is from RefSeq and is a predicted model, not a curated record. The transcript has 10 exons. Lineage: Eukaryota; Viridiplantae; Streptophyta; Magnoliopsida; Rosales; Rosaceae. Bases 330 to 1373 code for a protein of 347 amino acids. Gene Ontology annotation, molecular function: ATP hydrolysis activity; ATP binding.